Acanthosepion pharaonis is the source of this 927-nucleotide messenger RNA. The record is from the annotation of a GenBank genome assembly. NCBI's taxonomy places the organism in Eukaryota, Metazoa, Mollusca, Cephalopoda, Sepiida, Sepiidae.
AUGCGUCUUUCAUUGUUUUUUUUUUAUGCCAAUCACAGUGAAGCUUACUUUGCACCUCAACAUUCUCCUUUUAUUCUGGUUUGCUAUAAGUUGUUUUGGCUUUGUUUUCGAUCCAUUUUCUAUCUAUCUAUCUAUUUAUCUAUCUAUCUAUCUAUCUAUCUAUCUAUGCAUCAUUUUUUUCUUUCUUUACCUUGGUUUGCUAUAAGUUGUUUUGGCUUUGUUUUCGAUCCAUUUUCUCUCUAUCUAUCUAUCUAUCUAUCUAUCUAUCUAUCUAUCUAUCUAUCUAUCUAUCUAUGCACCCUUUUUUCUUUCUUUACCUUGGUUUGCUAUAAGUCGUUUUGGCUUUGUUUUCGAUCCAUUUUCUAUCUAUCUAUCUAUCUAUCUAUCUAUCUAUCUAUCUAUCUAUCUAUCUAUGAAUCCUUUUUCUUUCUUUACCUUGCUCUAAAUUAUUUCUUUUUUUCCCCAACUUUUCUUAAUUUAUCGAUUUCUUUCUUUCUUUCUUUCUUUCUUUCUUUCUUUCUUUCUUUCUUUCUUUCUUUCUUUUCUUUCUUUCUUUCUUUCUUUUGGUUACCAGUUGUCUUCUUUUCCUCUUCUGUUCCUUUCUCUUUCUUUGUUUCUCCGUUGUUUUUCUUUCUUUCUUUCUUUCUUUCUUUCUUUCUUUCUUUCUUUCUUUCUUUCUUUCUUUCUUUCUUUCUCCAGUCUUUUCUUUCUUUCUUUCUUUCUUUCUUUCUUUCUUUCUUUCUUUUCUACUUCUCUUUAGGUUUUAAAUUCUUUUCUACGAUUCCUUUAAUCUGCUUCCUUUCCUUCCAUCUCGUUUCUUUCCUUCCAGAAUUUCUACCCUUUUUCUAUUCAUUUCUCCUGAUUCCAUGUGAACGAAGCACGUUACCACAAAGUGUGGAAUUCCUCACCUCUUCAGAGAUUCGCUAA